CUCACUAGACCUGGUGUGUACACUAGAUCUCCGCCCCCUCAUGAUGGUGCUCUACCCCCACCUUACAGACGAGGAUAUAGACCCUCACGUCCUGAGUUUCAGCUCCCACUCCAACAAUAGGAUAUCCCCCUCCCUUGUCUCCAACUAUCUCAUGCACUGCAUAGUCCGGGACAGAGAGCCGCGCGUCUGUGAGACUGUGAUAAAGCUGAAACAGAACUGUGGGGCUAGCCCCAGCAGGAUGUCCUACCCUGAGUUUAACUGUGCUAUGGAGAGUGUGUACCCGCUAGCUACUAACAAGAGCAAGGAACACUAUUUCGCCUGCAGUUUGAGUAACAACAACAGUAAAAUGUUUGUUGAGACGAGUUUGCUGGGGCAGGUGGUGGCGUUUAUACAGCUGCAGGAGGCUUAUCCUAAGAUAAUAUCAGAGAUAAACGAUAAAAUACAUCACUACAGGACGAAGAUACCAGCUGAAAUGAUAGAAGCAGGACUGCGACAGAAACAGGGCCUCGAUUUCGUGAGCAUUCCAUCCAACGAACAGGCCAAGAAGCAGCUCAUUGCUAUCAACAAAGCAGCCAAGAGUUUAGAACUUCUGCAUAACAACCCCUGCUGGAGAGAGGAUAUAGAUAUUGCUCCUCAAUAUUUAGACCUUACUCGCCCUCUAUCGUAACUCCUAACCUAUUUCUGAAGGGAGGAUAUAGAUAUUGCUCCUCAAUAUUUAGACCUUACUCGCCCUCUAUCGUAACUCCUAACCUAUUUCUGAAGGGAGGAUAUAGAUAUAGCUCCUCAAUAUUUAGACCUUACUCGCCCUCUAUUGUAACUCC
Messenger RNA from Bolinopsis microptera, 821 nucleotides. RefSeq lists its product as uncharacterized. The record is from RefSeq and is a predicted model, not a curated record. Lineage: Eukaryota; Metazoa; Ctenophora; Tentaculata; Lobata; Bolinopsidae. The transcript has 2 exons. Bases 41 to 667 code for a protein of 208 amino acids.